UUUUUCGAUCCUGAAGGCCAGGCCUGGAAGCAAAGAGGCCUGUCCACUCAAAUUGCCCGUACUUUGUCCAAAGUCCGGGGUUGCCUACCACCACGUGCCCACUGACGCGCGUGUCUUACAACACAGAGCACGACGUCAUCAUAUUCAAGGCAGGCUUAUAAAGUCUACGCAUACCACACCACUCAGGACUAUUUCCGAUUACACCAUAACACUCAAUAACCAAAAUUUGCAUUGAACAUAAUUGAAAUUGAAAGACCAAAAACAAAUCCACCACAAUGCCUCUCGUCGUACCAGGAGUUCAAACCGAGGCCUCGUCGGCUGACAAGACCGAGGAAUUCACCAUGAAGCUGGCGGGCAAGAAGAUUGACGAGAUUGACAAGGACAAGGAUCUCCCCAAGGAGCACCGCAUCAUUCACCCAGGCCAGAUGGUCACCAAAGAUUACAACCCUGAUCGCCUCAACGUUCACGUUGACGACAACGGCAUCGUCUCGCAUGUCGCUCACGGUUGAACUUGGGUGUAGGAGGAUUGACAAGAAUUGGCGGAGGGGUAGGGGCGGGGUAGCUUAAAUUAAUGGAGGCGUUAUUGCCGUCCUCAACCUAUACUGAUACCAUGAGAUUGUAGACUGGCAGCCUUUUUACAAUUCCAUGGAAUCCUAAUAAACCACUCAUACUAAUAUUUACUGUGUCUGUAUGCUCGUUGGAAUGCAAAGAUGGGAGAGCUUGAACUACUGCC
Molecule: messenger RNA, 733 nt
Organism: Pyricularia oryzae 70-15
Lineage: Eukaryota; Fungi; Ascomycota; Sordariomycetes; Magnaporthales; Pyriculariaceae
Exons: 2
Coding region: 276-509 (77 amino acids)
Source: RefSeq, a predicted model, not a curated record